Messenger RNA from Hydra vulgaris (swiftwater hydra), 1719 nucleotides. NCBI's taxonomy places the organism in Eukaryota, Metazoa, Cnidaria, Hydrozoa, Anthoathecata, Hydridae. The record is from RefSeq and is a predicted model, not a curated record.
CUACCUGUUCUAGUAUAAACAUAAUUAGUUUAAAUUUGAAAUUUUGCUAAAGAACAGUAUAAUUUUACAAAACCAAGAACAGAAAAAAAAAAGUCAUUUGAUGUUGGUCUUAAGAGGAUAUUAAAUGAAAAAAUCCCUUUACCUCGCAGAGUGUCGCUUCGUAUUAAAAACCUACCUGUUUCUUAUACUGAUUUACCACCCAUCGAACCUUCCAGGCAAAACACAUAUUAUUCUCCUCGCAGAGCUCCAAAGCUUUCUAUGCAGGCUAUUAAUAUUUCAGAAGAUCAUGGUAAAUCAGCAAUGGAAUCUUGGUCAAAACUUCAGAAUUCAAAAGCAGAACUAUUAAGUAAUAAUGUUAAAAAGUUUCAAGAGGAAACUCUGAAAUUGGACAUCAAGUAUGCAGCUAAAGUAACAAAAGAUCGUAUUUAUUCAAUUGCAAUACACCCUUCAUGUGAUAAAAUCUUAGCAUGUGCUGGCGACAAAUCAGGAAAUGUUGGGAUUUGGGACGUGAACUCAACUCAAGGAAAAAGUACUGAAGUUUUUUUAUUUUCUCCUCAUACACAACCAAUCAAUUGUUUGAAAUUUUGUCCCACAGAUAUUUCAAAACUUUAUUCAUGCAGUUUUGAUGGUAGUGUUAGAGUUGCUGAUUUUUCAUCACAACAGUUUUCAGAGGUUUUUAGCAUUGAAGAAAACACUGAUAGGUUUAAUUAUUUUGAUUGGCCAGCAAAUAAGUCAAAUACAUUAUUGGUUGCUUCAAGCAAUGGCAAUGUGUUACUUUUUGAUACACGAACAAGUUGUAUUGAACAGAGUUAUGAAAUCUUUCAGAAGAGUGUACGCUGUGUUGACUUCCACCCCCAAAAUGAGCAUUUGUUUGCUGCUUCUUCUUAUGAUGGAAAACUUGCUACAUGGGAUUUACGUAAUCUCAAAAAAGAUAACAACAAAUUUCUUUCAAUGUUCCAAGCUUCUAAAACAACUUCUACAUGUUUUUUUUCUCCGGGAGCUGGAGAUAAAUUAUUACUUACAUCACAAGACGAUUACCUUAGAGUUUUUAAUGUUGAUCAAGUUGGCAAAAUAGAUUCUCCAAGAUGGCAAGUAAAACACGAUAACUUUACUGGGAGGUGGCUUACAACAUUUCGAGCAUGUUGGGAUCCAAAAACUGAAAACUGUUUUGUUUGUGGAAGUAUGGAAAGGCCAAGACAGAUUGAUAUGUUUGGAUGUAUGGAAAAUGGAUUAUUAUCUCACUUUUCAAUAACCAGUGAAGAGCAAACCACAGUGGCAUCAGUAAAUGCUUUUCAUUCAUCUCAAAAUAUUCUUGUAUCUGGUAAUGCAAGUGGGAAAAUCUAUGUAUGGAUGUAAAUAUUGAUUUUUCAAUAGAUGAUUCAAGUUAAUAGGAUUGUUUUUGGUCAGAGAAAGAUAUGUUAUUGGCCCUAGAUAAAUAAAGAAUGUUUUCUGCUAUAGAAAAGUAUUUGGUAAAAUGAAAAUAAAAAACCAUGUUAUUUUUACAUCAAAGAGAUUGUGUAGAACAAAAGUGAAUUAGACAAUGUUUUUAGCACAAAAACAGAUUUUAAUGACUAAAGUAAGCAAAGCAAAGUUUUGUUACUCAAAGUGAUUUUAUAAAUGCAAGUGAAACCAAGUUUUUUGUUCUAGACGCUUAUUUUAUUUUUGGAGUAUACAAACUGUAGUUCUUUGUUUUAGAAUAAUUUUAAACAAAUAUAAAAA